GAGAGAAGGUAAUUGUGAAAGAAGCCAGUGGGAAGGUGUUCCUGCAAUGUGUAACAGGCAGCCAAAGUCAAGUCAUAUGGCUGAAAGAUGGGAACAGGAUAGGAGACACAACACAGCUGGACUUGGGUGCAGUUUACAAUGAUCCCAGAGGCAUCUAUACAUGUGAAACGGAAAGCGACAAGAAAAGCAGCUCUCUCCAGGUGCACUAUCGAAUGUGCCAGAACUGCAUCGAAGUGGACGCUCCCACCAUCUCGGGGAUCGUGAUCGCAGAUGUCAUUGCCACCGUCUUCCUGGCGGUCGCUGUGUAUUGCAUCACUGGCCAUGACAAGGGACGCAUGUCGCGAGCUUCUGACAGGCAGAACCUGAUCGCCAACGAGCAGCUCUACCAGCCCCUUGGCGAGCGGGACGAUGGACAGUACAGCCGGCUGGCACCUGCCAAGGCCCGCAAGUGA
Molecule: messenger RNA, 452 nt
Organism: Phaethon lepturus (White-tailed tropicbird)
Lineage: Eukaryota; Metazoa; Chordata; Aves; Phaethontiformes; Phaethontidae
Gene: CD3D
Product: CD3d molecule, delta (CD3-TCR complex)
Exons: 4
Biological process (GO): positive thymic T cell selection; cell surface receptor signaling pathway
Cellular component (GO): external side of plasma membrane; alpha-beta T cell receptor complex; membrane
Molecular function (GO): transmembrane signaling receptor activity
Source: RefSeq, a predicted model, not a curated record